AUGGCGGUGCAGGCUGCGGACAACGACGCGAUAAAUGUGGAGAAUGACUACCUGGACGAUUCACUUGGAAACGCUGGCAUCAUCUCUCCCGUCAAGGAAGACGUAGCACGCCUUGCUGUACCGUUCAGUGGACGUAUACGAGGUGGAAUGCGCCCUGGGAAAAAGAUCAUAGUGAUGGGUAUUGUCGACUUGGAGCCAGUUAGCUUUGAUGUGAGCCUGACCUGUGGACAUAUCACUGAGAAAGAAGAUCCUCCGUAUGAUGUGGCCCUCAAACUCACCGCCCGCUUCAGUGAGCGCAGGCUCCUUCGCACUGCCAGAGUAUCUGGGAAAUGGACUGUUGAAGAAGCCUCUUCUGAAUACUUCCCAUUCAUACCAGACCAACCUUUUCGGAUUGAGCUCCACUGUGAGCAUGAGCGGUUCCGGAUAUUUGUGGAUGGACACCAGUUAUUUGACUUUUAUCACAAAAUAAAGUCUUUGCCCUCUAUUGAUACAGUACGGAUAGACGGAGAUCUACACAUCACCAAGCUCGGAAGCGGUAUAGCGACAAUCUGGCCAAUGGACAACAUGCCACAGCUGUUCUCAUCCCUGCCACAAGUGUGCGACCAGGAUGAAGAAGCAUCAGCUGAGAAGGAAGAAUUUGGAGAGUUUAGUCAGAUACCUGGUGCACCUUCACAGGAGGACAGAGAGUGUGUGCAAUUUGCAGACCGCCAGGAGGCCCAUGGGCAGCAUGAUAUGAUGUGGUGUGAUUUAACUAGCUGUCAGGUUGUGCUCCAACAUCAAGUUCAACAACUGUUUCUGGACAGUUUUCCUUUGCUGGUCUCACCUAAUGAAAUGGACGAUCCAGUUUAUGGACUAGACGUGCUGCUCUUCUGCAAAGAUAUUGGAGACCGAGAUGAAGAAGAGUCAAAACAUAUGGGCUCACUCUGCAUUCCGCCUGGUUUAAGAUCAUCAUCUCAGGACAUUCACUCAGCUGCUGGGCUGCAGUUUCAGUGGGCUUGUUCCCAUGCCAACAGGUGUUUACUUCAAUGCCUCGCUGUGGACUCCAGGAAUAUUGUUUUCAUUGACUUAAAAAAGCAACCUGGACCUGCAUUUGCAGCCUAUCGGGAACAGAUGGAACAUAUGAAGGACUCUUUACAUCGUUCCCUGGGUGUAUUAAAGGAUUACCUGUGCUCUGUGCUAACCUGA
Molecule: messenger RNA, 1185 nt
Organism: Knipowitschia caucasica
Lineage: Eukaryota; Metazoa; Chordata; Actinopteri; Gobiiformes; Gobiidae
Source: the annotation of a GenBank genome assembly